Messenger RNA from Phycodurus eques (leafy seadragon), 352 nucleotides. RefSeq names its product cytochrome c oxidase copper chaperone. Gene Ontology annotation, cellular component: mitochondrial intermembrane space. NCBI's taxonomy places the organism in Eukaryota, Metazoa, Chordata, Actinopteri, Syngnathiformes, Syngnathidae. The transcript has 3 exons. Gene Ontology annotation, molecular function: copper chaperone activity; copper ion binding. The record is from RefSeq and is a predicted model, not a curated record. Gene Ontology annotation, biological process: mitochondrial respiratory chain complex IV assembly. The coding region runs from base 121 to 324 and encodes 67 amino acids.
CUGGCCUAUGUUUCACGUCACGAAGAGCCGGUUCCUUCUUGUUCUUCUGUGAAGGUGACAGCGUUAAGCAGCAUUACCCUCCACACUGUCUACUGCAAAGUUACGUCCGAGACCAUAAAAAUGUCGACCGUGUCUGCUGCCGCCGCGGAGCCUGCCGCCGUCACUGAGAGUGGUGAGCAGAAGAAGCCGCUCAGGGCUUGCUGCGCUUGUCCUGAAACCAAGAAAGUCCGAGAUGGAUGCAUCAUUGAAAAGGGUGAAGAGAACUGCACAGAACUCAUCGAGGCUCACAAAGACUGCAUGAGGCAACUAGGAUUCAAGAUUUAACUGCUUUGCUAUUGUGUGCGUGCGUGUG